CCACUUGAGUUCGUCUGAAAUUAUAAAUAAUCUAAAUAGUUCCCUUCCCACUCUUAUUUUAUUUCCCAUCGUUUACUUUUGGAGCCGUAAGCCAUCAUGUCUUCCAAGUCAGACAAACAUAAAACCGCGUUCGAUCUUGAAUCCAAGGUAGUUCAACCCCCUACUUUACAAACCCCCCUUCAGAAUGUCCCGGAAAACGAAGCGAUUGAACUUUCAAAAAAGCGAAAGCACUCUCCGAGCAGGGAGAAUCUUGACCAAGCUCCGAGUCACGGACAAAGAAGCAUUCUGAAAUUCAAAAACGAGUCUCCAUGGAAUUCAUACAGGAAGGAAUUUGGCUGUGAGCUUGCCGGAGACGCCGUCGCAGUCGUCCAUAGCAAAAACCCUUCGAGAGUUCUGCUACUCAGGUCCUACCCUGACGCUAUUUCGUCCAAGAUGCUACAAUGGUUCUCCCAACAUCAACACCCGCAUAUUAUGUCUGCAAAGGAGGCCUAUUUCUUCAAGAAUUCAUUAUACAUUAUAUGUGAAGACCUCCCCUUGACUGUGGAGCAUCUCAUUGUCUGUCGUGCCUAUCCAACCGAAGGCCAACUCGCCGUGAUCAUGAGACAGAUUCUAGAGGGUCUAUCAUACCUGGUAACCCAAGGUCUCGAGCAUCAGGCUUUGAAAUCAUCGAACAUCUUAAUGAAUCUGGAUGGCAUCGUCAAAAUAGGCUCGUUAGAAGACGUUCAGGCCCGAGACCAGAACCGAGACCAACGCGCAACUCUGGACGCUAUAAAGACAAUUACUAUGGAGCUGAUGGAGAAGCAUACUAAAAAGAAUGGUACUACUGGCGUGAAUGACCUGAAGCGUUGGCCAGUGGACUCCAAUGCGGUGAAAUUUCUAGCAGCCACUGACUCUGUCAGCUCUGUCGAUGAGUUGAGAAAGCACCAGCUCAUAAGACAAUGCACCGCCACUGAGGGUGAGCUGGUUGGUUUAGCGCGAUUUGCCUUGGUGUCUACUCGCACUUUCUAUUCUUAUCCAUAG
This is a messenger RNA of Talaromyces stipitatus ATCC 10500, 1020 nucleotides long. RefSeq lists its product as uncharacterized. Gene Ontology annotation, molecular function: protein serine/threonine kinase activity; ATP binding. The transcript is spliced from 4 exons. NCBI's taxonomy places the organism in Eukaryota, Fungi, Ascomycota, Eurotiomycetes, Eurotiales, Trichocomaceae. The coding region runs from base 97 to 1020 and encodes 307 amino acids. The record is from RefSeq and is a predicted model, not a curated record. Gene Ontology annotation, biological process: protein phosphorylation. Gene Ontology annotation, cellular component: cytoplasm.